GAACGUCAUGCGCGUGGACGCGCUAUGUCAGUGCCGAACGCCGCGGCGGAUCGGUUUGUCGGCUACCGGCAUUCGGCGAGCGAGGAUUGUCGAACGGUCCUGGCCAUCAUCAUCGACGUCGGACGGUGGACGCGCAGUCUAUCGGUAGAGCGACGACAUGCAGAACAUGCUCGAGCCACUCCUCGACAUCCCGACGGUCUACUACGGGGCGCUGCUGGGCAUCGGAUUCUGCGUGUAUUAUCUUUUCGAAGUUGUCAAAAAGCCGAUGCUGGUAUGCGCGAACGGGCCGUUCCGAUCGUUCCUCGAGGACCACGUGCCGUUGGUCAGUAACAAAUUUUGGCCGACCUUAUGGUGCUUCGAAUCAAGAGCGCAGACCAUUAUAGCGAGCCUGCUCAGAGCGCGGAUCUUACCACCGAUUGUUUAUCGCAGAGAAAUCCUGACCUUGUCGGACGGAGGUGAAGUGGCUCUGGACUGGGCCGAGGAAGGAUCCUCCGUGACCUCGCCGAUCGUGAUCAUUCUGCCGGGGCUGACCGGUGAGAGCCAGGCGGAGUACAUCAAGUGUCUGGUCACAUCUGCGAAAAAAGUCGGCAUACGGUGCGUGAUCUUCAAUAACAGGGGCCUGGGAGGCGUAGAAUUAAAGACUCCUCGGACGUAUUGCGCGGCGAACAGCGACGACCUGUCCGAAGUUAUUGAACACGUGAGGAAACUUUACCCCCAUGUGCCUCUCGGAGCGACGGGGAUCUCCAUGGGAGGAUUAAUACUGGGUAACUAUCUAGCCCAGCAAGGCGUUAUGGCGCGGAAUAAAUUGAGAGGAUGUUUCCUGAUUUCCGUCCCUUGGAACGUUUUCGCCGCGGCGAAAAACACGGAAGAGAAUUACUUCAAUCGGAUGAUGAAUAAAUACCUGGCUAGCACGCUGCGCAAAAACGUACAGCGGUUACAUUACGCUACAGAAAGCGGGUUCUUCGAUGUGGACAUCGAGACUCUUCUUAAAAGCCAAACCGUACGAGAAUUCGACUCGCACUUCACGGUGAAACAGUUCGGCUACAGAGACGUGGAGGAGUACUACUCGAAUGCAACCAUACACGACAAAUUGCACUUGAUUGAUGUGCCGCUAUUAUGCCUCAGCGCUGCUGAUGACCCAUUUCAACCAGUUCAAGCGAUCCCAUUGAAGGAGAUAUCGGAAACGAAAAAGGUUGCUGUUGUGGUAACGUCGCGCGGCGGCCAUAUUGGCUUCUUGGAGGGCAUGUGGCCGGUCAAAGAGGAACAGUACAUAGGCAAAUUGUUCUCGCAGUUCUUCACGGCGCUGUUCACCACCGACGUAGACCAUCAAUUGUUGUGACGAACUUAUAGUUUCAAAUUCAUCCACGACAAUCGGUAUCGAAAUGUGUUGUUUACAUUUGGAAAUUAUAUAAGAGGAAACGAUCACGUGCCAUGAUUGAAUGCAUUCAGGGUACCGCACAUGUGAUGUUAGUAGUGAUAAGAAUAACGGAAGUUUCAUUACUUUUAUAAAAAAAAAAGAAAAAACAUUUUUACCAAUGGUCCACGGAGCAAUAGUUACUAAUGGUAUAGGUAUAAUUUUUUACAAAAUACACGACAGAUAUACGCACAUUCAUUUUCGCGUAUAUAGGAAUAUUAUAGUGAUAUUUAUUAUUAACGCAAUAAGUUUAACGUGAACGUUUUGUAACUAAUCAUUAUCAGAAUACAUUUAACUCCGUUUCGUUAAUGGAAGAGGAUACACGAUCGCUCACGGCAGUUGCGCGAUCGUGACAGUACUGACGUAUUAUUAAAAACAAUCGAAAUUGUUAGAAACACGAAGUAGCAGUAUCAUUGGCAGAAGUUUGCAUUCAUUUGAUCGUUCAAUUACAGUAAGUAAAAGUUUCUUAUUUAAAACAUUAGUGACAGAAUAUAAAUGUUUAAUAGACCAUCGUAUCAGUAUUAAAAACAAUAUUAAAUGUUUAGCACUGUUUUGAAUGAUUGGAUGAAUUAUAUAAAACAAUUGUAUAAUUGAAAAAGAGGCAAAAGAAAAUUUUGUACGAUCAAAAUAUCAUUAAAUGUGAUACAGAAAAUGAUAUCUACUAUUACAUUUCACAGAUAAUAUUGUGUUUCACAAUAUUAAAAAAAUCGUAAACGUAAAUCUGUUGACUUGCCCGAUUCACGAUGCAUCACGUUGUUUUACUUCUUUAAUGUUGAAAUCAUAUAAAACACCGAAUAGCAAUGCCAUACUUUAAUAAUAAACUGUAUA
Messenger RNA from Nomia melanderi (Alkali bee), 2242 nucleotides. RefSeq names its product abhydrolase domain containing Hydr1 (gene Hydr1). Lineage: Eukaryota; Metazoa; Arthropoda; Insecta; Hymenoptera; Halictidae. Gene Ontology annotation, molecular function: monoacylglycerol lipase activity; acetylesterase activity. Gene Ontology annotation, biological process: medium-chain fatty acid catabolic process; medium-chain fatty acid biosynthetic process. The record is from RefSeq and is a predicted model, not a curated record.